This is a messenger RNA of Opisthorchis viverrini, 1824 nucleotides long. RefSeq lists its product as hypothetical. Gene Ontology annotation, molecular function: GTP binding; structural constituent of cytoskeleton. Gene Ontology annotation, cellular component: cytoplasm; microtubule. Lineage: Eukaryota; Metazoa; Platyhelminthes; Trematoda; Opisthorchiida; Opisthorchiidae. Gene Ontology annotation, biological process: mitotic cell cycle; microtubule cytoskeleton organization. The transcript is spliced from 8 exons. Bases 53 to 1441 code for a protein of 462 amino acids. The record is from RefSeq and is a predicted model, not a curated record.
CAGCACACUCCCUAGGUUUGCUUACAGAGAGACCUUUAAGCCAUAUGAACCAAUGCCCGACGGCGAAAUCGUCAACUGCUUCGUAGGACAAUGUGGAACACAAAUGUCAUUUGCAUGUUGGGAGUUAUUCUGCUUGGAACACGGUAUUCGACCGGAUGGAAAAAUGGUUCAUUCCACCGACACUCAGGUUGACGCUGAUCUUCCGGACCCGGCUUCAUCGUAUUUUAAAGAAACCAGUGAUGGUCAAUACGUUCCACGCACUGUCAUCUUAGACACCGAGCCCACUGUUGUUGAUGAAAUUAGAUCGGGCGCUUAUCGUCAGUUGUUCAAUCCAGACAGCCUUAUCACUGACCUGGAGGAUGCGGCAAGCAACUUUGCCCGUGGACUUUAUUCGUGCGCCAGGCGUGUGUUACCCAGCGCAAUGAAGUACUUGAGAAAAGAAAUAGAGCGUGCAGACAACCUUCAGGCGAUUUUUAUCUAUCAUUCCUUCGGCGGUGGAACGGGGUCGGGCACCACUUGCAAGUUUCUUGAAGAAAUCGAGCAAGAAUACACAAAAACCCCGAAAAUUGAAAUGGCUGUCUAUCCCGGACGGGAAAUGUCUUCUUCCGUUGUGGAGCCAUACAAUGCGAUGCUUAUUAGUGAUAUUGCCGACGAAACCUCAGAUGUGACUAUCCUAGUCGACAAUGAGGCUUUGGUACGGAUAGCGGCGGAUUUGUUGAAAGUCAACUAUCCUCGGUUCUCCAAUAUCAACAGGCUCAUUGCUCAGGUCACCAGUGGAAUGACGGCUGCUGUGAGGUUUGCGGGGCCACUGACAGCUAGCCUCGGACAGCUACAGACCAACCUGGUUCCAUUUCCACGGCUUCAUUAUCUACAGGCUUCUAUGGCACCCAUCACAUCAAGUGAAGUAUAUAUGCACGAGACGGUGAAUAUGCACGAACUCACCACCUCGCUGUUCAGUCCAGAAACGCAACUGCUCACAGGGGAUCCUAAUCAAACCCAUGUCCUUGCUUGUGCCUUGUUAUGUCGAGGUGAUAUUGCUAUACAAGAAAUUCGGCAUGCCGUUGCAAAACUCAAAAUUCGUGGUACAGUCCAAUUGGUCCCUUGGUGUCCCACUGGGUUUAAAAUUGGACUAUGUUUGCAACCUCCCACGACCGUGCCACAAAGUGGUUUGGCUCCGUGCAGUCGUUCGGUUGUCGGCCUAUACAAUUCCACAUUACUCGUUCCAGCUCUACAAUCCGUCGCACAUAAAGUUCAAUAUCUACACCGUAAACGAGCUUUCGUCCACUGGUACGUCCAAGAGGGACUGGAGGAAGAAGAGCUGCGGGGUGCGCAUGAUGGACUGAAAGCACUGAUCGCAGACUUUCAACAUCUAGAGACCCAUGGCGUACCACUGGACGCUGCAAGCGAAAAUCAGGUGAGCCAACAGAAUAAAAGAACUUGAAGAUUCUGACUGAAUAGUUUCCAGUCUUCUGAGGACAACUUGUACCCAGGAAUCAGAUAUGAAUGGCGCAAUGAGUUGACGAGGGAGCGAAACUUCUUCUGGAAGAAGCGGUCGACCUCUGCUCCAUUUUCAAAUUUGUUAAGCGCAUACAGUGAAAAUAUCAUCUUCCCGUUUGCGUGGAAUAUGGACUGAGCUAACAGGCAAUGACUGGAAGAAACUUACGAAUUUCGUCCCACUUUCUACCUGAGUUUAAUCAGUUGUACCAUGUCUUUGUUUGAAUCGGACGAUAAACGGUUCGGAAAGUUUACUUUGUCUGAAUGGUUUAUUUCGAGCAGAACUUUUAUGCUGUGUUGCUUUAUGAUUUCAAAGCAAAUGAAUAAACA